GUUAUUAAGUAUGUUGUGGUUAUGUAAUUUCAGGAGAUACCCAGUUUCUGUUAUAAGUCUGUCAUUGAGCUGUAUAUUAUUAAUAACGGCCUAAACCGUUCAAAGGAAAUACUAUGGGAAGUCUUUGCGAAGCAUGAAUUAUUGCUUCAAUAAUGUUUACAGCUUCGAAAUUGUUAAAAUGACGACUUAGGGAAGUAAAGAAGCUUCCAAGCAGGAUAAGCCGAACCGACAGUUACUACUAGUACGACUACUCAGGGCUGGUAGUGAUGCUAUCGUAACUUCGUUAUUACGUUCAUAAGCUUAACUUUUGAUAUGUGCAUCACAAUGGUAACUAAUUAUUGAAUUGACAUGUAUGUGACGUUGGUUAAACCUGAAAAUGAAAUUUGUUUGUAGCAGACGUUUUACACAGAUCUAAAUUUGUAGUAAUUUACGCGCUAAAGUGAAAGUGGCAAAAACAAUGCAAGAAAAAAGUUCUAAAAGACAUAAUAAUAUAGCUUCUAUAGAUAAGAGAAAUUUCAGAGGAGAAGAUGGGAAUAAAAUAAAGAAUCAAUCAAAUUCAUUAAAAUGGAAUAUGAAUAAAAUUUUCAGGCCUUGGCCUGUACAUAAAAAAGAUCAAACUGACAGUGAGAGUGGAAAUGGUUUUUGGCCAUUCACUGGGUUUUACAUUUACAUUGCUUACAUAUUUGCAGUAUGUGCAGUGAUAUUGGGUCUUUUACUUAACAAGCAAGGAGAAGGGGCUCCAGAUUCUUGUUUUCAGUUUAACAGAUUAGAUUCUUGUUACUUUAAUGACACUAAACCCUACAGAUUAUAUGGAAGCAAGACAACGUACAGUGUAGCAAGAGGGUCUUCUUCAAUUAAACCACUGGAAAAUAAUGACUCAGAAUGUGAACCAGUUUUCCUAUAUUUAUUAAAUCGACAUGCCACACGCUAUCCCGAUGCAGAGGACAUAGUUGAAAUGGGUGAACGUCUUGUGAUUUUACAAGGCUUGUUAUCGAAUGCAAUAGAACAUGGACAAGUUCACAUGUGUCCUUCUGACAUCUCUGAAAUCCUGUCUUGGAAAAUCAACAUGAUACCGAGUGAUGACAACUCUGUAAGUGACAGUGGGAAAGAAGAGGCUGAAGAUCUAGCAAGAAGACUAAAAAUGGCAUUUCCAACUUUGUUAUCAAGAAACUACACUUCAUCUGAUUUUGAAUUUGGUUUUACCAGUAGAGUACGAACUAGAACCACAGCAGAAGCAUUUGCUAAAGGACUAUUUGGAGAAGCUGCAUUAGAGAUAGAAUAUCCAGAACCAAAAGAUGAUAGGCUUCAAUUUCACAAGCUAUGCAACAAAAUAAUCAAAGAAAGUGGAGUUAUAGACAAAGAAUAUGAGGAAUUAACAAAAUUUGAUGAUGGUUACCUGAUGGAAAGUGUUCGAAAAAGUGUUUCCUGGCGGUUAGGGUUUAAUGCAACCAGAAAGGAUGUAAAGUUGAUGCGUAAUACCUGUCGAUUUGAGUUUGCUCUGUUUGGUGCUUCUCCAUGGUGUGCGGUAUUCAACACAGAAGAGAUAAAGGUUUUAGAAUUCUGGGAUGAUCUUGAUGAUUACUACGAGGACAUCUAUGGCAGUGAACGCAAUUAUCUUCAGGCUUGUCCAAUAAUUAAAGAUUUCAUUGAUUAUUUCAAUCUUGCAGUUAAAGGAAAAGGACCAAAAGCUGUGCUCCACUUUUCCCAUGCGGGAGCUCUUAAGAAGGUUUUCACCAGACUAGGAUUAUUUCUCAACUCUCCCCCAUUGAUGGCAGACAACUAUUGUGAAUCUGAGUCACGUAAAUACCGGUCCAGUUUAGUUUGUCCAUUUAAUGCUAAUCUUCUUUUAGUGUUAUACAAAUGUCAUGAUGAAUAUUUUGUUUCAUCUUUUUUACAAGAAAAACCAGUUGUGUUGGAAGGGUGUGAGGAUUCAGUUUGCCCACUGAACACUUUCAAUUCAGUAUAUGCACCAAUGGCUUCCAACUGUAACCUUUAUGAAAUAUGUAGCUUACCUUAUGCUUGAUUUCUUCCUUAACACUUCUAGUUUCUAGCAAUAAACAUAAGUGAUUUCUACCAUUUUUACCUACUUGUUGAAGCCAUACCUACAAUACAUUAAUACAUACUGUGUUGUCGUAUCCCAGUCAGCCUGAUAAGUCCCGGUACUGGGCAAAAGGCCUCAUCAGUGCUGGAUUUGGCAGAUAUAAUGUGGUUGGAAUAUUUCUAUACAGUAUGUUUUUCUUUCAGUAUUAAGUUAUUAGAAAUACAUUUAUGCAGAUGUAAAAAAUAGACUUUAAUACAUUUAUCAGAUACAAGUUUGCUGAAACAUUGAAGUGUUAGAACUAAAUACUUGCACAAAAAGUAGGCAGUCAUUCCAUUAUUAUUAUUAUUAGGUACUUGGUCAACAUUAAAAAAAAAUUGUAAGCUUGAGCACUAAACAUUAAUAUAUGUAAAAGUAUUUGUAUUUUUAUAUCAGGCAGUUGUGCACGGUAGUAGAUUUAUAUGAUUAUUCUUAUUGCAAUGAAAGUUUAAAAGUUUGCACUGUUAAGGUGAAGAGGGUAUUUUGAUUUUUAAGAUUUAAAUUUUGUAUAAAUAAUAGAUUCUUUGAAAUUAUUUUACAUCACAAAGAUGUAGAUGCAAAUAUUGUUGAUUUAGCUAGGGAUAAAUAUGCGAGUUUUUCUGUGGAAAAGAACUUGUUUUUCAGAGAAGCAGUUGUACAACAGUUUGGAAAUGAUUUGUUUAUGAUAACCUGUACCUUCAUUUAUAUAUUCCUAAGCACUUGUUCUAACCACGAUGUUAAACUGUGAUUAAGUUAUUUAUCUAAUUUUUUAAUUUGUCGUUUUCCUUAAUUGCAGUACUUUAUGUGUUAUUUACCUUUUCAAGUGAGUGGAAGGUAAUGUGUUUAUGGUGAAUGGAUCCUUACGUGACAUUAUUACUUGACUUGUUUUAAGGAAAAGUCUCCAAAAUUGCAGUAUAGUAAUUGCAUUUAGUCUGAUGUACAUAUAGGCUUAUGAUACAAAGUAAUAGCAAGAGAUAUGUUCAGUGGAAGUUUGAUGUCUGUUUAUUAUUUUCAACACAUUACCUUCCACUCACUUGAACAGCAGAAGUCCAUUAGCAAACUUGGACAAAGUGUUUAAUAUACUGUCUAAAGCUACUUUACAAGUUCUGUUGAAUAUGUAUGUAUAAGCACUGGUUCAUAACAUUAAAUAGAAAAAUAAUUAUGAAAUAAAAAUAGACAUAAGUUCAAGAAAAGUUUGGAAGAAUAACAUAUUCAAAUAGGAUACAAAUUUAAUGUUCAUUGUACAUGUAGUGGCAUUGGUUUUAUUUUGGUACUGUGUAUAAGCAAAUAAGAUAAUUGUUGUUAUUUGUUAAAAUAUAAUUUUUAUACUCUUACCACCAUGUUGUUUGAAAAUAUGUUGAAUUAUUUAACAGUAUAAAGUAAUCACAAUAUUAUCAUUUGGAAAAUUACAAAAUUAUGUUCAGAAUGAGGUCACUUUGAAAUUCAGAAAGUUGAAAUUAAUAAAAUGUAAAUGUUUUAUAAUAGCUUUAUGGUGGCCAUUAUCAAUAUUUGUUGUUGUUUUUUUAGUUGGUUACAUACAAGUCUCCAUUACUUGACAAUCUUUAUUACUGAAUUUACUAAAAUACUACAUGUUUUGUUAUCCAGUGUAACCUAUCUGUAUCUUACAGUUGGUACAGCUAUUUGAAGUACUUUAUUUAAUGCUGUAGUGUUAUGGCAGUAUGACCCUUUGCUGAAUUUUAAGUUCUAUUAGUCACACUGUGAAUUGGUUCACUUGGGUCUUCUGGACAUUGAAAUUGUAAUAUUCAUUUUUCAUUUUAUCACAUUUGUUUGCUGUGAACUGUUUUAAUCUUUUCUGGAAAUUGAACUGCAUAAAAAUAUAGAAAAUGACUGCUGAUAUAAUCAAUUUGGAAAGCCUCUUAUUGGAUAAAUUUUUUUAUGAAGUAAAUGAAAUUAUCCUUACCGUGGCUGUUUACAAAAGAGCAUCUACUAUUUAAGUGGGAACACAGUCAAGUAAGAGUGCUGAAUUUCAAUAGGAAGGCUGUGUUUGAAGGUUUUUAGUGAGAAAAUUUCAGUUUGAAACAUUUUCUUACUUAGAUAGUCACCAUUGUGAAAUUCAUUAGUAGCAUCUGGUCUAUAAAAUAAUAUACAAGUAUUUCAAAAAUUGUGAGGGUCCAAAAUGGAUAAUUUAAGUGCAUAUUCUGUUUUAACAUGAUAGAUUAAAUGACAAUCAGUAUCAUAUUUUAAUGUAAGAAACAUAAGAAAAUCAGACAAACUUGAUCUUUGGUAAAUGCUUAUUUGUAUUUAGUUGUUAGUUAAUGUGGUAGAGGACAUUUUAUAUCCUAGAAUUUAUUUUUAAUCAGUUAGAUGAAACAUAUUUUACAUUGCAUUAGUUUAAUGUUAUCUGAAAUAAAUGUAAAUGCUCUUAAUUAUAUUUGGGUUGCUAUUUAACCAGUUUAUUGAAAGAACUUUAUUCUGUAAGUUACACACUAUUUACUUUAAGUAUUUUGGUAUUGGAAAUUAAAAGUUUUUUUCUCAUGGAAAUCAUUUGUUUUUCUU
Limulus polyphemus (Atlantic horseshoe crab) is the source of this 4573-nucleotide messenger RNA. RefSeq names its product multiple inositol polyphosphate phosphatase 1-like. The record is from RefSeq and is a predicted model, not a curated record. Lineage: Eukaryota; Metazoa; Arthropoda; Merostomata; Xiphosura; Limulidae. Gene Ontology annotation, molecular function: acid phosphatase activity; inositol phosphate phosphatase activity. Bases 458 to 2023 code for a protein of 521 amino acids. The transcript is spliced from 9 exons.